Fusarium tjaetaba is the source of this 1002-nucleotide messenger RNA. Its product is annotated as mitochondrial chaperone BCS1. The record is from RefSeq and is a predicted model, not a curated record. NCBI's taxonomy places the organism in Eukaryota, Fungi, Ascomycota, Sordariomycetes, Hypocreales, Nectriaceae. The coding region runs from base 1 to 1002 and encodes 333 amino acids. The transcript has a single exon.
AUGUCGUCCAACAGAGGUCAGCGAACGCUUGAUUCGUGGAUAAAGUCCACACCAUCAAGACCAGUUGCUUCAACACCUCAAGCAAGAGGGGCUUCAUCGAACCAGCACCCAUAUCCUCGCAGAAAUAGACAAGACGAUCCAUACAGACGCGGUGCCGCGCUCGCAGCUACAGCAAGGGAAACGCUGGAUGUCCUCCCUGGUAUCAUUUCUCAGUUGCCGAAUCUCGACCCCUCCAGAUCAGAGAAGCUUGAGAUCCACCAACUACCACCGCUUACAGCUGCCGAAUGUCCCAGGCGGACACCAUCAGGGAAAGCGAUUAUCAGGAUUUCCAACGAUGACAGCUUCAACGCGGCUAUACAACUUGCGAAUCUCAAAGGACCCGCAUCAGGUCGUGUUGCAGUGCUGAAUAUGGCAAGCCAUAUCAGCCGUGGUGGAGGAUGGUUGAAAGGAGCGCGUGCUCAAGAAGAAGCGCUAUGCUAUCGAAGCUCGUUGUAUCUUUCGCUACACAAAAGAUAUUACCCAUGGAGGCAACGCAUGGGAAUAUAUACCCCUGAUGUUGUCAUUAUCCGCUCCGACCAGGAAACUGGACACCGACUUCUCAUGCCUACUAUCCAAGCUCAGAAUUUGCCCGUCGUCAGCGUUCUCAGUAUCGCAGCCCUACGCACACCACCCGUCAGGGACAUUGUGUUGAAUACACCCAAAGGUCCUGUGACCAGUAAGACCUACGCACAUCGAGCUGAUCGCGAUCUCACCAAACUCAAGAUGAGAUUAUGCCUUCGAAUGGCAGCACGACGAAACCACGGCUUGCUUGUACUUGGUGCCUUGGGAUGCGGCGCGUUUAGAAACCCGCCGGAGGAGGUCGCUCGUUGUUGGCUGGAGGUGUUGAAGGAGCCCGAGUUCCAAGGUGGCUGGUGGGAAGAGAUUUGGUUUGCUGUGUAUGAUCGUAGAGGUGAGGGUAAUUUGGAGAUUUUUGAGGAGAUACUUGGUGAUGUCGAGGUCUAA